Messenger RNA from Eupeodes corollae, 2831 nucleotides. It is a transcript of the gene Flo2, whose product is annotated as flotillin-2. The record is from RefSeq and is a predicted model, not a curated record. Gene Ontology annotation, cellular component: plasma membrane. Gene Ontology annotation, biological process: protein localization to plasma membrane; regulation of myoblast differentiation. The coding region runs from base 596 to 1903 and encodes 435 amino acids. The transcript has 8 exons. NCBI's taxonomy places the organism in Eukaryota, Metazoa, Arthropoda, Insecta, Diptera, Syrphidae.
AUUGGAAAUUAAACUUAGCUUACUACCUAUAAAAUAAAUAAAAUAAUAUCGACAAUAAAAAGUAAAUAUAUAAAAAUAAAGGUGCGCCCUUGUAAUCGUUUACGAAACCCCAAAAACAUACGAAUUCGUGUUAAAAGUUCCCACACCCCAAAUUGGACGAGGAAAAAAAAAAAAAAAACAAAACCCGCCGCCACCGCCUUAUAUACCUACAUGCAUCAUAUUUAUUCUCAAUAAAAAGCAAAAGCUAAAUAGCUAGAACGAGCCCGAGUCCGAGCCCGACGGUGACCUUUCGAUUUCGUUGGACUUUUUGUCACUUUCGACUUCCGUCGUCACGUCAGUCUCAAUCUCAGUGUCAGUGGUUGAUUUAAUUUUGAUUGGCGCGAGUGCGACUCCGAUUCGACUUACCUAUCCGUCAUACUCGACCGACGACCGGUUAUUUGUGAGAAGCGUCAUCCAAAAAAAAGUUGUAUUUUGUUUGAAGUUUUCUAAUUUGUGCAAUAAUUUGUGUAUUCUUGUCGAUUGCAUUUUAAAAUACAAAAGAAUAACCCAUAAAAGCAAAAAGGAUAAUCAUCAGGAGCUGCAAAACAAAACAAAAAUGGGAAACAUUCAUACAACCGGGCCAAAUGAGGCACUUAUUGUUUCAGGUGGCUGCUGUGGAUCUACAAAGAAACGUACCAUCGUUGGAGGAUGGGCUUGGGCAUGGUGGCUUGUUACAGAUGUUCAACGACUCUCCCUCGAAGUUAUGACACUUAAUCCAAUGUGCGAAAAUGUCGAAACCGCACAGGGUGUUCCACUUACAGUUACUGGUGUAGCACAGUGUAAAAUUAUGAAGAUGAUGAACGUGUAUUAUUUUCACCAUCAGGCUGACGAAUUACUUGGUACCGCUAGUGAACAAUUCUUGGGAAAAUCUGUAAAGGAAAUCAAACAGACGAUUUUGCAAACUUUAGAAGGACAUUUGCGUGCUAUUCUUGGAACUCUUACAGUAGAAGAAGUUUACAAAGAUCGCGACCAAUUUGCAGCCUUAGUGAGGGAAGUAGCCGCACCUGAUGUUGGGCGUAUGGGUAUUGAAAUUCUAUCCUUUACCAUCAAGGAUGUCUACGAUGAUGUUCAGUACUUGGCAUCGCUGGGUAAAGCUCAGACAGCUAGUGUCAAACGAGACGCCGAUGCUGGUGUGGCGGAAGCAAAUCGUGAUGCUGGCAUCCGGGAAGCCGAAUGCGAAAAAACUGCUAUGGAUGUUAAAUACUCGACAGAUACGAAAAUAGAAGAUAAUGCUCGAAUGUAUAAGCUUCAGAAAGCUAAUUUCGAUCAAGAAAUUAAUACAGCUAAAGCUGAAUCUCAAUUGGCAUAUGAAUUACAAGCAGCGAAAAUCAAACAGAGAAUUCGUAAUGAAGAAAUUCAAAUCGAUGUUGUGGAACGUAGAAAACAAAUCGAAAUCGAAUCUCAGGAGGUGCAACGUAAGGAUCGUGAACUUAUUUCAACAGUUCGAUUGCCAGCCGAAGCAGAAAGUUAUCGUGUGCAAACAAUUGCACAAGGUAAACGCGAACAAACUAUUGAAUGUGCUCGAGCUGAAGCUGAAAGAAUACGUAAGAUUGGUCAAGCUGAAGCGCAUGCUAUUGAAUUGGUUGGUAAAGCCGAUGCUGAACGAAUGAAGAUGAAAGCCGCAGUUUACAAACAAUAUGGAGAUGCAGCUAUCAUGAAUAUUGUUCUUGAAUCGCUACCUAAGAUUGCUGCUGAGAUUGCUGCCCCAUUAGCUAAGACCGAAGAAAUUGUCCUAAUAGGCGGCAACGAUAAUAUAACGAACGAUGUCGCCCGUUUAUGUGGACAACUGCCACCAACCAUUAAUGCACUUACUGGUGUUGAUCUAUCAAAAGUUCUAUCAAAAAUACCCGGAGCAAAGGCGUGAAGUUUACAGAAUUCUGUAGAAAACAACAAUUCCGCCGAACUAUCGAGAUCAAUGUCAAUAAUGAUGAAUAUGCAGUAGCCGAAAAAAUAAAAACUCUAAAUAAGUGUAAAUUUGAAUAAAAAAUAGAAAAUACAAAAAAAUACAAAAAAAAAAACAAAACGGAAUGAUAAGCAGUCAUACAAAAAUAUUAUGAAUAAAUAUUUAAAAAUUAUAAACAACAACAACAAAAAAUGCUGAAAACAAUCCUUUCAAAGAAAAAAUUAAAUAAGAACAUAUUUUUGCAAAAAAAACAAAAACAAAUUAAUAAAUAUACAAACAAAGACACUUACAUAAAAAUACAAAAAUACAUACAUACAUUUACAUAAAUAAUUGAAAAAAAAGUAAUAUAAAAUUUUAAAAAACAAAGCUGUCAGUGUACAUUAAAAUAAAAAUUAAAUAAAUAUUGUGUACCUACAUUCAUUAAUCUUCAUAACGUAAAGUUAACAUACAUUAAUUUUUUGUCGCUAAUUCUUCCUUAAGAUGUAAAAUAGUGUGUAAUUAAAAAAGAAAAUAGUUUAAAAGUGUGAUGUGGCACCAAAAUGUAUACACUUUUUAUAUUUAUUUAUUUUGUUACAAUUUUAAAACAAGUUUCAUUAUUAGUUAAUAAUUAAGUAUUAAUAUUAUUAAUAAUCAAGAAAGAAAAGCUUCAAUUUUAUUUAGCUAAGUAUGUAACUUGUGUUGAACCGACAGUUCCCUUCAAUCUCCAAUAGUUAAUUAUUUCUUAAUUUAUAUUCAUUGUUUUAAUUUUCUUUCCACCACAUCACUCUUAAUAAAUAUAAACAAAUGUAUUUCAAUGUUUUUGCACAAUAACCCGUAUGUAACUUUUUUGUAUAAAUAUGCAGCAACCCCUUUACAAAAUCCUUCAGAGUCUAAAAUUCUAUGUAUCCCU